Messenger RNA from Prorocentrum cordatum, 331 nucleotides. The record is from the annotation of a GenBank genome assembly. NCBI's taxonomy places the organism in Eukaryota, Dinophyceae, Prorocentrales, Prorocentraceae.
GACAAUCGCAUGGUACAGGCGGGAACGCAGACGCGCACCAACGGGCUCACAAGGCCUGGAGACCCGAUCACGUCCACUGGCCUCCUGUUGCGCGAUGCGUCUCAGAGACCCAACGCACGCUCCGCGACGUUCGAGGCUUUCGUUGAGUCUGUCAACCGCCAUCUUCAGUGCCGCCGCGCAAGGCACGUCAAUCCCGCCGACCCAGCGGUAGACCGUGAUCGGAGAGAGGUGGUGAAGCUCAUGAAGGACAUCCGGAUGGAGCAGGUCGAUCUCACGGUGGCGCAAUGGACUCCUGUCCCGCACCUCGCGCUGGACGCGAAUGACACCCCCG